This is a messenger RNA of Perkinsus marinus ATCC 50983, 381 nucleotides long. RefSeq lists its product as hypothetical. The record is from RefSeq and is a predicted model, not a curated record. The transcript is spliced from 5 exons. The annotation marks the transcript as partial. NCBI's taxonomy places the organism in Eukaryota, Perkinsozoa, Perkinsida, Perkinsidae.
AUGCCUUUUGCCAGGUCUGAUCUCAAUGAACCUCUAUUGGAGCGUAUGGAGAACGGCGAGAUGAUGCCAAGCAUCGAAAUACCUAUGUUGUGCAAGGACGACGAUGAACUCACGCAGGAUGAACUGUUAUGCAUCCGCGAGCUCAGAGAGAGGCUGAAGAACUUGGACCUGACCAGCAGAUACGUUACGCAUGAUUGGCUCAAGUUGGCUUGGUCGCGUAAUCUUGAUAUAGACAAGGCUGAGGCUCUGGCACGUCGCCAUGAAGAUCUUCUGAGGAAGCUACCCAUCCGAGAAAUACCAGAAUCCGAUAUCCAACGCAACUUCAGUGCAGGGUUCAGCGUGAAGGCUGGACGUGACCUCGACGGGAGGCCCAUGGGAUGG